This is a messenger RNA of Phaeodactylum tricornutum CCAP 1055/1, 2264 nucleotides long. RefSeq names its product P1B, P type ATPase (gene ATPase5-1B). The transcript has 2 exons. Gene Ontology annotation, cellular component: membrane. Gene Ontology annotation, molecular function: cadmium ion transmembrane transporter activity; zinc ion transmembrane transporter activity; ATPase-coupled monoatomic cation transmembrane transporter activity. Gene Ontology annotation, biological process: monoatomic cation transport. Lineage: Eukaryota; Bacillariophyta; Bacillariophyceae; Surirellales; Neidiaceae. The annotation marks the transcript as partial. The record is from RefSeq and is a predicted model, not a curated record.
AUGGAGCGUGCCUUGAACAAGCAAGGCCUUGGUGCAAGCAUACUUCGGGAUGGGACUUUCACUACCGCUGCAACGUCGAAACCAAAAACCACUGGUGCAAGCGUCAAAUCCACCUUUUAUGUUGCCCACAUUUGUUGUGCCAGCGAAAUCCCCGCCAUCAAUCAAGUAGUGGAGCCGCUCUCGGGAGUGUUGGCCGUCUCGAUCAACGUCACGAGUAAAAUGGUGUACGUCACGCACGAUACAACUAGCAUUGCUGCGUCCCAAAUUUGUGCUGUUUUGAACGAACAAGGGUUUGGUGCCGAAGUCAAGUCAGACGGGGGAGAAAAUUUCAUUGUCAACUAUCCCAAACCGGCAAUUACUCUUUCAGGUAUUUGCUGGUUUUUAUCCAUGUUGAGUUUACUAGGUGGUCAGCUAGAUAUCCUCAAAUAUGUCGGUCUUGCCGCCGUUGCCUUUGGUUUGCCCACAAUUUCGGGCAAAGCAUUUCGUACGCUUUCACGCUGGCAAUUUGACACAAACUGUCUAAUGUUCUUAGCCGCCAUGGGAGCUGUGGUGUUACAAGAGUAUACCGAGGCGGCAGCGGUCGUCUUUUUGUUCGCCAUUUCAGAGUGGCUGGAAGUACGCGCAACGGCUCGUGCCCGACAUGCCCUAUCGGCAAUUGUACACUUACGACCCGAAAAGGCCAAUCUGGUGCAUCCACAGACACGACAAUUGGUGGUGAUUCCGGCGUCGGCGGUUCCUGUCGGGGCGCUAGUGUCGGUGAAGACCGGCGACAAGAUCCCGUGCGAUGGUAUUGUCGUGGAAGGCACAACGACUGUAGACGAAUCGUCCUUGACAGGAGAGGCCCGCCCCAUUCGAAAAGGUUUACAUGACGUUGUUUCGGGUGGCACGGUGAACUCUGGAAUGGCCCAGAUCAUGGUGCGAACGACAUCGACCUCGGAAAACUCGGCCGUGUCUCGUUUGAUUCGGCUGGUCGAGGAAGCUCAAGCCAACCGAUCGGACACGGAAAAGCUUGUGGACGAGUUUGCCAAGAUAUACACACCGUUCGUCGUGCUCGCGGCCGUUCUCAUGUGCAGUGUACCGUGGGCUUUUGGACAGGAAACCGGUAGAACGUGGACUGAGAACGGGCUGAUUCUGAUCGUUGUGGCCUGUCCGUGUGCCAUGAUCAUUUCGACGCCCGUGUCUUACGUUGCUGGUCUUGCCGCGACGGCUCAAAAUGGAAUUCUUAUCAAAGGUGGUGCACACUUGGAGGCGCUCAGCCUCGUGAAGCAUAUUUGCUUUGACAAGACGGGUACGCUGACGAACGGGGAGUUUGCGUUGCUCAGCCUGGAAGACUUUGCGAAGAAUAUGUCGCGUAAGGAGGUAUUUGAACACCUGGCCUUGAUGGAAGAGCGCGCGUCGCAUCCUGUGGCGCAAGCCAUCUUGACCGGUGCCCGCAACGAGAAAGUUAGUAUACCGAAAGAUACGGAACUCGAGAGGCACACCAUCAUUGCUGGCGAGGGCGUUUUGGGCAUUAUCAACGGGCGCGAGGUGCACGUUGGUAACGAGAGGAUGUUUGGUCGUAUCGGUUUAUUGAAGGACGUACCCGAGACGGUACGGGCCAAGGUAGAAUCGUGGAAGGGUCUUGGAGGGACGAUUGGGUACAUGAGUAUAGAAGGGGAGGGAAUUGUGUGUGCGUACUGCGCGGCCGAUGGUGUCCGAGCCGAGUCUGCUAGUGUUGUGAGUCGUUUGAGGAAGUGCGGUAUUGAAGUGACCAUGUUGACCGGGGACAAUCGCGACGCAGCGUUGGCAGUUGGAGCGCAAGUGGGUUUGUCUGAGCAGGAGAUCCAGUCCAAGCUACUGCCCGAAGAGAAGCUGGCGUUUGUUGAAUCUUUGAGCUCUGGCCGUACUGGAGGUUCAAUUUUGUCGAAUCCAUGUGGUCAGCGGCGCUUGGUGAUGAUGUGUGGGGACGGGGUGAACGACGCGCCAGCUUUGGCAGCUGCGGACAUUGGUGUAGCAAUGGGUGCUGGGGCGGCGCUUGCAAUGGAAACUGCGGACAUCGCACUACUGGAUUCAAAUCUAGAGAAGCUCGAAUAUAGCAUCAGGAUGGGCCAAAGGGUUACGCGUAAAAUCAAAGAAAACGUGGCUUUUAGUUUAACCGUGAAAUUUGUGGUUCUUGGCUUCGCACUUGCCGGGCUGACUCAUCUUUGGGCAGCUAUAGCAAGCGACGUCGGAGCCAUGAUUUUAGUUACCUUAAAUGCAAUGUUGCUCUUGCCGAAACGCCAGAG